Octopus sinensis (East Asian common octopus) is the source of this 2004-nucleotide messenger RNA. RefSeq lists its product as uncharacterized. Gene Ontology annotation, cellular component: membrane. Bases 53 to 697 code for a protein of 214 amino acids. The record is from RefSeq and is a predicted model, not a curated record. NCBI's taxonomy places the organism in Eukaryota, Metazoa, Mollusca, Cephalopoda, Octopoda, Octopodidae. The transcript is spliced from 4 exons.
AGUUUUUUACCUGAAGGAGAAGAAGUAGGUCAGAGUUUAAAGAAUUACAAAUAUGGCGGGCCGCACCUUGUUUACGUUGAGUUGCAUUUGUAUAACUUGUGGGUUUUUAUGUAUGUUCGUGGCCUUUGCUUCUCCUUACUGGAUCAAGUCAUGGACCCGUGUACACAGCCCCAUGGCAAACGUGGGUCUUUGGCACGUUUGUCUUUCGGGUUACAUCAAACCUCGAGACCCAACUAUGCAUGCCUAUGUUGGCUGUUGGUGGAUUCACUCAACGGUAUUUGACGAUGCCAGCUAUAACAUUAUGCCACACUGGUUCCGAGCAGUGCAGGCUUUCGCCAUCUUCACACUUCUCUGUGAUCUUGGUUCGCUUCUUCUGAUUUUGCUCUAUUUGUCCCCCUACACCACUGAAACGGUCUACAAAGACAGGAAAAUGAAGCUUUUCAUUCUCAACUGUGUUCUCAAUGGGAUUGCAGCUGCCUUAGUCUUCAUGGAUUCCUUGAUCUUUGCCCAGAUGUCCAUUGACCCCAGCUGGAUGCCACGGCCCUGGAUGAACUAUUUGUCCUUUUCCUAUGGUCUCAAUGUCCUCUCUGGCUUCUUCAGUGCAUUUGCUUGCAUGUUUCUCUUUUUGAUGAUUGAUGUUAUUAAAACUUACCCUGAGAAAGAACCAUCCAAAGACAACAAAUUAGGUUUCCACUAAUUACUGCCAUCUGCAUUUAUGAUGAAUCAGUUAACCAAAGGACUAAUUAACAUCUUAAAAUUUCAUUACGAGUUUGGCAUGUUCUUACAGAUGAUGUCUGUCAACUUUGGACAAUAUUUUUUUACAUCAAAUUUUUUAUACAUUUAUUCUGAGAAAACAUUUGUCUUGGAUGUCAGCAGGUUGCCUUGUAUUAUAAACUGAAAAUGCUGUGUUAUUCACAUUUUUAAUAUUAUCAUCCAUUUUUGUUUUCUGAUUAAAUUUUAAUCUAAAACAUUUUAUAAUCUAAAGUUAGAUGCUUAUAGAUAAAAUUAUUUGUUAUCUGUAAAAAGUAGCUAAUUAAGCGGUUAUUCAUAAAAACUUCUUUCAAUAUUGAUAUCAUCGUUACAUGUCCAAUUAUGCUUUUUGAUUAUAUUAUAACAAUUAAGUUUGUUGGAUAGAAAAAGGUUUCUAAUUGGUUUUAAAGUUCUGAAUAUUAUUGUGCCUUAACCACUGCUGAUCCUUUACCAAUAAAACCAGUGGAAUGUUACAAGAAAAGGUUUGAAAUGUUUGUUCCAGCAGGUUACAGUCUGAGUUUGAAUCCUGCUGAGGCCAUCUUUACCUUUCAUCCUCCUGGGGGUCAAUAAAAUAAUAAUCCAGUCAAGUAAUGGAGUCCUUGUUAUUAACAAACUCCUUCCACUCAAAAAUCGUUGACCUCGUGUUAUUAUUAAAGGUGGCCAGCUGGCAGAAUGGUUAGCAUGUUCGGCAAAGUGCUUAGCAGCAUUUUCUCUGUCUCGAUGUCCUAAGUUCAAAUUCUACUGAUGUCAACUUCACCUUUCAUCCUUUUGUGGGUCGAUGAAACAGGUACCACUGUCAAUUACAUCAACUAACCCCUUCCCCCAAAAUUUCAGGCCUCGUGCCUAUAGCAGAAAGGACUAUUAUUAGUAUUAUUAUUAUUAUUAUUAUUAUUAUUCUAAUUUAGUCGGCAAGUAUUGUAUCUUGAGGCUUGGUGACAACAAGUCUCCUCAAAUCUCAAGAAUCUUCGUCAGGAUUCUUUCAGAAUAUAGGAUGGUACUUUUCUGCAGGUCAGCAAUGCGAAUUUUAAUUCCAAUCUUUUUCGGUCUUUUAGAGCAUUUUGGGAGUUGAACCAGGUCCACCAGUUACUACCAGGGCUGUGGAGUUGAAACAAAAAAAAUUUGGCUCCACGACUCUGACUCCACAACCCUGGUUACUACUGGAAUAAUUGCUGUCUUGGUCUUCCACAAUCUCCUCAGCUCUUUGGAUUGAUCCUGAUAUUUUUCAAUUUCUUUGGUAUCAACGCUGAGGAAUUG